AUGAAUGAGACGGGCUUUGAAUUGAUUGAUAGCAACGCUGAUGGGACAUUGCUAGAAUAUCUGGCCUUAGUUGAGGACCCGAGGAGAUUCGUGAAUACCAUUGCGGUCGAGUGUCAGCUUUGGCCACCGAGUUCAUUUAGCGCAAGAAAACGUAAAGCGACGGAAAAAAGUCUCAAGAGUAUUGUUAUUCGCGUGGCGAAUAUGGCCAUCUCGUCAUCAGACUUGUCUGAUGCAUGUGCACCAGCACAAUCUAUUGUGAAGGCCUCAUGCAUAGAAGCGUAUUCGGAUUUGAUUGACAUUGAAGCUCUAGAGCAAAGUUAUCACGAAAGAGAGAACGAAGGUCUGUGCCGUGAGAUUCAGGCGCUGUUAUGUGUCAAUAAAUCACUCGAGAAGGAGAUGCAAGAGCUGCGAUCGGAGUGCAUGGAGCAUGAGAGCAAUAAAAUCAAGACACUGGAGCAUGAACUCGAAAAAGUGGAUGAGGAGCUCACAUAUUUGCACUCUCAAUGUCGGUCGAUGAGAGACAUGAUUAGGAGGGCCAAUGCUGACCAAGGAAUCAAGAAGGAGUCAGCACAGCUUCAUGUUAGCCGCUCGUUUUCUUUUGCUUUCAGCCAGACAAUGCAACAAGUCAAAGACAUAGCGUUACCGCUUCAACAACAUUCGUCGACGGUGGUACACGGACUUACCAAGGCUGCAAGCUUUGUGAUUCCACCCACGGCAAAAUUGAGUCCCCACCGUGUUGAAAGAACAAAGAGCAGUCGGACGAUCUUAUCACUAAUUAAGGACACAACUGAUUCGACAGCAAAUCUGUUCUUCUCGACUCAGCACAGUGGAGUACCACAAAAAAGUGAAGUUUAG
This is a messenger RNA of Plasmopara halstedii, 855 nucleotides long. RefSeq lists its product as uncharacterized. Bases 1 to 855 code for a protein of 284 amino acids. The record is from RefSeq and is a predicted model, not a curated record. Lineage: Eukaryota; Oomycota; Peronosporomycetes; Peronosporales; Peronosporaceae. The transcript is spliced from 6 exons.